UUGAAGAGGGAGCUCCUUUCAGUUUGCAGUAAUCGCUCAUCCAGGAGCCGUGUUGCACUCAGGGAUAUUUGGGAUUUUUCAGCCUGGAUUCUUUAGUUCGGGGUCGUGCUCUCGCUGACUUCCUCUCUUGCACAGCGAUUUGUGUGUGAGGACGCUGCAUGUCUGGCAUGCAGACAUGGGCCCCUCGUUGCACUCUAGGAUUAUCAUCUGCCUGGCCCUCACCUUGGCUCAGGUGAUCGCCGUGACCUGCCAAGAAGAUACUAAGAAUGACACCUGCACAGAAAAUGGAAAAGUCUAUGCCGACAAUGACAUGUGGAGCCCGGAGCCAUGUCGGGUGUGUGUGUGCAAUAAGGGGACCGCCAUGUGUGAGGACGUGGUUUGCGAGGACCUCGGUGACUGCCAAAAAACAGUGACCCCAGAGGGCGAGUGUUGCCCUGUGUGCUUGACUGCAGCUUCAACAUUGAUUCCCAGUACAGACCUCGCAACAGCUGCAGAUGAGAAGAAGGAGGAAAACUGCAAUGUCAAUGGGGAGGUCUACCAUCACAAUGACAUCUGGAAACCCGAACCUUGUCACGUGUGCGUCUGUGACAACGGCGUCACUGUCUGUGAUGAGAUACAGUGCGAGGUCCUGUCAAACUGUGAGAAGGCUGUCACGCCCGCGGGAGAGUGCUGCCCUGUGUGCGACAACUUCGCAAGUGCCAGCAGGAUGAUAGAAAUUAUGGGCCUCAAGGGGCAAAAGGGUGAACCAGGAGACAUCCCAUAUGUGGUGGGGAUUCCUGGACCUUCAGGACCCUCGUAUUACACAUGA
Neolamprologus brichardi is the source of this 808-nucleotide messenger RNA. The record is from RefSeq and is a predicted model, not a curated record. Lineage: Eukaryota; Metazoa; Chordata; Actinopteri; Cichliformes; Cichlidae.